GACAAACAUAUUCUAUACAAUCAGCUAAUAGGUGCCCUACGACAAAUGUUACGAUUGGCCCUCCUUAAUUGUUGCGACCAGUUUUUUUGGCCUGAUGAUAUGGUGUGUAAUUCUCGAAACCCGUGCGUAAUUCCCAGAACCGCAGUAAGCAGCCUUACGGCCCUUGCCCCAAAUCUUGACUGCUUUCCUCUCGGCUCAGCCCGAGCUCGAGCAUGUGCUCGCGGGAGCAGUCGACCGACAACCACCAACAUCUCUUCUCAUCGGCUGCUGGAGAUGCGGCAACACCUCGCCCCUGUGGCUUCAACCUGGGAAAGGCACCAUGGACAAACAAACUGCUGAUGCCUUCGCCGACCGCGAUGACCCAACUCCACCUUUCCAAGGCAGGCAAAAUGCGAACUCCGAUGAUCUGAAUUCAAGCCGACAUGGACGAUCAGUUUCAAGUGUACGCCAUUCCAUGCAGGAUAGGCUACUCACCAAAAUCCUACAACAAGUCAUCCCGGUCGAAGACGUUAAAGAUGAAUCGGUAUCGGUGGGCGUCAAGUCCGCCCCCGCAGAUGCGAAACGACCAGCUUUUAGCCUACCGGUGAUGGGCAACAACUUCCGACGGUUCAAUGCGAGAAUCGGGAUCGUUUUCCAAUUCCAAACCCAAGUCGAGCGCUUAUUCAGUUGGAAGCAACCGUCUCAUACAUUCUCGUUCCUGUUCGUCUACUCCUUUAUAUGCCUCGAUCCCAACCUUCUCGUUGUGCUUCCGAUCGCGACUGUACUCCUGUUCGUCAUGGUUCCCACUUUCCUUGCGCGACAUCCUCCGCCACCCUCGACCUCAACAUCUAGCAUAACUCCCUACUACUCGUACCAGGGACCAGCAUUGGCACCAGCCAAAACAAUCAAGCCCGCACCGGAGACGUCUAAAGACUUCUUUCGAAACAUGCGCGAUCUGCAAAACUCCAUGGCUGACUUUUCGGACCUGCACGAUUCGGCGGUUUCGGCGCUUGCGCCAAUGACAAACUUCUCAAACGAGAGAUUGUCUUCGGCUGUUUUUCUCGUGUGCACGCUCCUAACUGCCGUCCUGUUUCUUACCUCCCAUCUUAUUCCCUGGAGGUAUAUCAUGCUCGUCGGAGGCAAUGCCUCGAUUCUGUCGAAGCACCCCAACAUCAAAGAGUUCCUUGACAAUAUUGCAGAGGACCUGGGUGGUGACAACGUCAGGUCAGAGCUACCUGCGCCCCCAGACCCGUCACAGUUACCUUUGAUGCGGUUGCUGGGCGACAUUUCAUUGGACUCAUUCCCAGAAGAGCGUGAAGUGGAGAUAUUCGAGAUCCAAUACAGGUCUCUGGCUCCGUACGCGGAGCAGGGCUGGGAAACAUUUCUCUUUAGCCCCGUCCCAUAUGAUCCACUCUCCCCUUCUCGUAUUGCAGGCGGGACACCCAAGGGAUGUCGCUUCUUUGAGGACGUGCAGCCACCGGUCGGGUGGGCAUGGAAAAGCAAAAAGUGGGAAUUGGACCUGGAUUGCCGCGAGUGGGUUGUUGAGCGGAUGAUCACGGGCGUUGGGUUCGAAGUCCCUGGCUCACCUUCGGAAAGCGGUGCGGGCACUGAUGAGAUCGGAGGCUGGGUUUGGGACUUGCCAUCUAUUUCAUCACCCAGGGGCGAUGAUGACGUGGCUUCUGCACUAGGUUAUGAAAGCUUCUCCCAGAAUCCGAGCGACAGGAGGAAGGCGAAAAAGAAGGGAAAGGAGAGGGCGUUUCAGGACAUUGAGGAGAAGGGAAAUACUGGCACGAAUAUCAUGGGCGAGUGGAGGCGAAGACGCUGGGUUCGAAUUGUCCACCGCACCAGCAUGCCGGCUGAGAAGGGGAAGAAUACACCUAGCGACGGUGAUGCAUAGAUGUGUAUCACUAUUCAAAUGAGAGUUAUUCUUAGUCGAUAUCUCUGAAUAAACACGGUUAUAGGUAUCGGCCUCUUCUAAUAAUGUCGUCAAAUAUGACAGGUCAGGCACCGUAGAAACCCUGGCCUUCUCAAAUCCACCUGCUAGUCCACCCUUUACCCUACUUCGUAGAAACAAG
Messenger RNA from Aspergillus calidoustus, 2054 nucleotides. The record is from the annotation of a GenBank genome assembly. Lineage: Eukaryota; Fungi; Ascomycota; Eurotiomycetes; Eurotiales; Aspergillaceae.